GAAGGAAGGAAGAGAGGAGAUCCUGGCAGCUCGUUUAGUGAAAGGAGGGCGGAUGUUUGCAGGAGGCCGCGGCGACACUGUGGCUUUACUGUCACCGCAUGGACACCGGCAAGAUGUCAUGGCGUCCGACCUACCGAAGCUCCAAGUUUCGAAACGUCUACGGAAAGGUGGGCAACCGGGAGCACUGCUUCGACGGCUUCCCCAUCACCAAGAACGUCCAUGACAACCACUUCUGCGCCGUCAACUCCAAGUUCCUGGCGGUCGUCACCGAGAGUGCCGGCGGAGGCGCUUUCAUCGUGAUACCAGUAUCCCAGUCUGGUCGGCUGGACUCUCAUUACCCAAAAGUGUGCGGCCACCAAGGCAACGUGCUGGAUAUCAAGUGGAAUCCCUUCUUUGAGAACAUCAUAGCUUCCUGCUCGGAGGACACCUCGGUGCGAGUAUGGGAGAUCCCAGAGGGCGGUCUGAGACGCAACAUGACGGAGGCGGUGCUGGAGCUGUACGGCCACAGCAGACGGGUGGGUGUGAUCGAGUGGCACCCCACCAGCAGCGGCAUCCUCUUCAGCGCCGGCUACGACUACAAGAUCCUGAUCUGGAACCUGGAGAUCGGAGAGCCGGUGAAAAUGAUCGACUGCCACACGGACGUCAUCCUCAGCAUGUCCUUCAACACCGACGGCAGCCUGCUGGCCACCAGCUGCAAAGACAAGAAGCUGCGCGUCAUUGAGCCGCGCUCCGGGGCCGUCCUUCAGGAAGCCAGUUGCAAGAACCAUCGCGUGAACCGAGUGCUGUUCCUGGGCAACAUGAAGCGACUGCUCACCACGGGGGUCUCACGCUGGAACACCCGGCAGAUCGCUCUCUGGGAUCAGGAGGAUUUGUCCAUGCCAAUUGUGGAGGAAGACAUCGACGGCCUGUCCGGACUGUUGUUUCCCUUCUACGACGCCGACACACACAUGUUGUACCUGGCGGGCAAGGGGGACGGCAACAUCCGUUACUUUGAGAUUACCACAGAGAAGCCGUACUUCCAAUACCUGACGGAGUUCCGGUCCCCGGCUCCACAGAAAGGCCUCGGUGUGAUGCCGAAGCACGGGCUGGACGUGGGCGCCUGCGAGGUGUACCGCUUCUACAAGCUCGUCACUCUGAAGGGUUUGAUCGAGCCCAUUUCCAUGAUCGUCCCAAGAAGGUCAGACACAUACCAGGAGGACAUCUACCCCAUGACUGCCGGAACAGAACCUGCGCUGUCAGCAAGCGAAUGGCUGAGCGGCAUGAAUAGAGACCCAGUCUUAAUAUCCCUGAAGGAGGGUUACCAGCGACCGAACCAGUUAGUGUUCAAGGCCCCGGUGAAGGAAAAGAAGAGCAUGGUGGUGAACGGGAUCGACCUGCUGGAGAACGUUCCACCCAGGACAGAGAACGAGCUCCUGCGGAUGUUCUUCCGGCAGCAGGACGAAUUGCGGCGGCUAAAGGAGGAGCUGACCACCAAGGACGUGCGAAUACGCCAGCUGGAGCUGGAGCUCAACAACCUGAAGAACGUUAGCCCCAACAACGUCUGA
This is a messenger RNA of Cyclopterus lumpus (lumpfish), 1544 nucleotides long. RefSeq names its product coronin, actin binding protein, 2Ba (gene coro2ba). The coding region runs from base 99 to 1544 and encodes 481 amino acids. NCBI's taxonomy places the organism in Eukaryota, Metazoa, Chordata, Actinopteri, Perciformes, Cyclopteridae. The record is from RefSeq and is a predicted model, not a curated record. Gene Ontology annotation, molecular function: actin filament binding. The transcript is spliced from 12 exons. Gene Ontology annotation, biological process: actin filament organization.